Messenger RNA from Bufo gargarizans (Asiatic toad), 552 nucleotides. RefSeq names its product speedy protein 1-B-like. The transcript is spliced from 6 exons. The record is from RefSeq and is a predicted model, not a curated record. Gene Ontology annotation, biological process: positive regulation of cyclin-dependent protein serine/threonine kinase activity. The annotation marks the transcript as partial. Lineage: Eukaryota; Metazoa; Chordata; Amphibia; Anura; Bufonidae. Gene Ontology annotation, molecular function: protein kinase binding.
AUGGGGAUCUGCGCGCUGAGGAAACAUCUACUAACAGCGAUUCAUCAGAGUUCACCAGAAGAAUCCAGGAAGCGAAAGAAGAUGGACGAUGACAUCCCGCAGCCAGAAGAACGGGCUGCUUUCUUCACACUCCUUGAAGACGAGCACAUCCAGUACUUUCUAGCCAGGGACAGCUGCCUUAAGAUCUCGGACAAGUAUCUCCUGGCCAUGGUCCUCACGUACUUUAGAAGAGCAAACCUGCGUACUGAGGAAUACAGGACUUACUUCUUCCCAAGUCUAUUUUUGGCCAACCAGUUUGAAGAGGAAGAGUUCUUUAGACGUGAGAUCUACCCCUGGGCCCUCGGAUUGAUGUGGAUGAUCCAGAAGAAGCAGCUUCAUCAUCUACGCGAUCAGAUGUUCAUCCGGAUGGGAUUUAGAGCUUGGGUGGAACAGGAAACCUGUGAUCUGAUCAUGGCACAAGACCCUGACCAUUGCGCAUGGAAGAGAGAGAGGAAAGUCCAUCACAGCUGGGAUAUACGCCAAUGCAGGAGGGAUGAUGUAGACUUCACCAUC